UUACGUCGUUUUUUCAGUUUUCACAGUCUGAAUUGAAUCAUACGGCUGACCACAACUUUGUCCUAGAUCAUCGGAAUUGGUUCGACCUUUUCACUGCAAUGAGUACUUCUGAAUCUGGGUUUUUCUUUUUUGGUCAAUCGACUGGUCACUUAAUCAUUACCCCCUAUGAAGCGAGGGAUUGCUUAUAUUAUUCUGCAAGUCGUCUUCGUUUUCAAUAUCUGUCUGUAUGCUUCAUUUGGUGGAAAUUUUCGAAUGCUUUAGGGCCUAGAGAUGGACAUUAUGGAUGCAAUAGCUUGGGGCCGUGAACAUACGGUAGCUGUGGCGUCUGAUGGGUCACUUUUUACCUGGGGCAAAAAACCACCCAGUAAAAGCUCAACCAGAAGAUCAGCCAGGAAUUAUUAUUCUUGCCAAGGUCUUGAACAGGGCACAAGCAAGGAAAGUUGCACGCUUCCUUCCAAACCCUGAAAGACAUUGGGGCUCCAAGCUGAGAGCUGGUCGUCAAAUCACUAGUGUUUACAUCUCUCUAUUGGAUGCAGAGGCAAUAAUUGGAGCUCUUAGCCAUACGGAUUACGAAGAGCCUAAAGCACAACGUCCCAAGGUAGAGGAUGAAUCAGCUCCCAACCAGAGGUUUAGAUUCCUGUCGAGAGAGAGAGAGAUCAAGAUUUACAGGGAAUGCACAAGAAGUCUUUCCCUCUCCAUCCCUAUGAUCAGCAGAUGUUUCUGAACGCAAGCUGGUGGUGGUUGUUCUUAUUUCCUCUCCAACGGAGGGUUUUUUAUUUUUAUUUUUAAUUUUUGAGCUGUCUUCGUACAAAGUCAAGUUCAAUAGGAAUACUAAGGUGUUGUAUGGAUUUAAUACCUCUUAGUUUUUAGAGCUUAGGAUUGGCAAAUUCAGAUUGGUGCAACUUAUAUCUGGUUAUACAAAGGAACGAGUUAUACGAACUGUGAGCUAAGUCCCAA
This is a messenger RNA of Cucurbita moschata (crookneck pumpkin), 957 nucleotides long. Its product is annotated as probable tRNA (guanine(26)-N(2))-dimethyltransferase 2. The record is from RefSeq and is a predicted model, not a curated record. NCBI's taxonomy places the organism in Eukaryota, Viridiplantae, Streptophyta, Magnoliopsida, Cucurbitales, Cucurbitaceae. The coding region runs from base 329 to 724 and encodes 131 amino acids. The transcript has 4 exons.